CCUGAUUCAAAAGGUCACGUGACAUAGUCAGCGUGGGGAUUGUUUACAGAGUACGUGCUACAUCCGUGAACAGAUGAACAUGGCGCAGGGGAAACAGGCCGUCGGUGGACUGUAAACAAGAGGAAAUUUUGGGAUAAGGCUGGCAUCGUACCAUGCACGUGUGAAAUGGUCUCAAAGUCGAUAUACUGGACCACUUGUUCUGCUUCAUUGAUGAUUACGAGGCGACAGAUUGAGUGCAACACAUCCAAUUGCAUUCAUAAACAUUUCUAUAGGACUUCAAACCCCUGAGCAUCCAGUGUUUUGGAUAUUUAAACAACAAAUCCUUGUUUUAUUGUGGAUGGCAUACUUGCAUGACCAAAUGGCUGCAAUUGGAAAAGUCAAACGGAGUAAAGAUCUUCCUCAAGGCGUCGAGAGGUUGAAAGAGGAGCACAGAAAGGUGGUGAAAGAUUGCACAAGUCAAAUUGAGCACUGGAGUAAAGUUGAAAAAGACUAUGAAUCUCUUCAAGACCGCCUCAGGACUUUGCCUGACAAGUUGUCUUAUGAUAUUAUGGUACCAUUUGGUCCCUUGGCUUUCAUGCCUGGAAAGCUAGUUCACACUAAUGAGUUAACGGUGCUCCUUGGGGAUAACUGGUUUGCAAAGUGUUCUGCCAAACAAGCCGACACUCUUGUGGAACACAGAAAGAAACAUGUCAAGAAUGCGCUUGAUGACUUGCAGAAAGUGGUGAAGAACUUUCAGAAAAGGGCCGACUUUACAGACGAUCUUAAAAAAUUGACUGGUGAUACUGAAGAUUUUCUAGACAUUAGAGAGGAGGUAAUAAAUGAGGAGGAAUUUACCAAAGGAAAACAUCGUCUGGCUCACAAACCCAAUUCUAAACCUAAGCAGGAGUAUUUAUUGGAGCUGGAAGAGGACAAGGAGAAGAAAGAAGGCGAUGAGGAGAGAACGACAGGGCUGCUGUCAGAAGAGGAGCUGUGGGCCCGACUUGAUGAACUAGAACGUGAGGAGGAACUUCAAGAUGAGAGAUACCGAUUGGACAGCACAGACACUAAUGGAGAAGACACCACUUCCUCCUCAGAGGAAGAGAAGGAAGCAGAAGGUGGCAGCGGUGUCCAGGUUAAUGGCCAUCAGAAGGAAAAUGGCUGGGUACCGUCAUCUAUCACAAGUCAGAUGAACGGCACUAAUGGCUCACACCCUGAGGAUGAGGAGGAGGAAGAUUUUGAUGAGGAAGCAGGCAGUGGUCUUCCAACUAUCUAUUUUUCUCAUACUGCGGAAUUCAAAAAGGUCAGGAUUAAUACAGGAAAGAACACCACUCUGAAAUUCAGCGAAAGAAAUGAACAAAAGGCACAAGCCAAGCGAAAAAAGAAAAGUGGCAAAAGUAACGGCCAUUCUCCUCAUGAAGGUUACAAGAUCACAAGCCCAACAGACAUUUAUAGGGUGUUUGUUGAUUUGGUGAAUGGAGAGCCGGUACCACGCAAGUCCAUUUUGAAGUCCCGCAGCCGUGAGAACAGUGUGUGUAGUGACACCAGCGAGAGCAGCACAGCUGACUUCGAAGAGCGCCGUGCUGCUUUUGGACGCUCGUGGAGCCAUGAUGACGCCACACACAGUGAUACCAGCGAUGGCAUUACAGAGGAGGAAAGCCCCACCGGAACGAGCCCCCGCACUAACGGACGCUUUGAGGCUUUUACAGGCACAGUGAUUGAAAAGGAUCCCCUGCCUUGCUCCAUCCCACACCUGACCAUCGUCCCUCCUGCCUUACCCACAAUCCCCGAGAGAAAGCUGGAGGAGGUGGGCCCCGAAGCUCCUCAGGAGCCACCCAAGAGGAUGUCCAAGUUUAAAGCUACACGGUUGCAUCAGACAUGAGUUCAUCUCAUCAACACACAACUUUUAAAUUCGGUUUUGUACAAACUAAACUCUCAUAGUCAUACUUUCCCACUAUCUGCCCUCUUUUUCUGUCCUCCACACUACUCGUAUACUGUCAUCAAUUAUUUUUAUCUUUUUUUGGUUGCAUGCACCCUGGACAUUUUAUUUGCUCUAUAAGAGUAAUUAAAAGAGAUUACAAAUUAUUUCCCUGCAGUUUGCUUUUUUAAAUGCCAGAUGGUUUAUUUAAAAGAAUAGUUCACCAGAAAAUCAAAACUGUCCUCAUUUACUCACCUUUUUUCUUUCCUGUUUUUCUUCUGUGGAACACAAAGGAAGUUAUUUUGAAGGAAGUUGGAAAUCGUUGUUUCACAGAAGAAUCGAUCUUCAUGAGAUUAAGUGAGGACAGAAUUUUUUUUUUUUUUUUUUUUUUGUGAACAAUCUCUUUACAUUAUGAAGAAGCUGCACAUUUAGGUAUCUUUUGUGUGUAUUUGUUUCAAUUAAUAAUUAUUAAAAAUAAAAUGAAAAAAAAAUGCUAAAAUGUUUUCAAGACAAACAAAAUAGUAGUUUUAGUGACAUCAUGACUGAUGACAUCAUUGUCAUUGUUGUGAUGUGGUCUAUGAUCUGGAUGUUUUUGGAAAAUGCUUUUAUCAAAGUUAAUUCUCAUUUUGUUAAUUCGUGACAUUUAUGUGCAACUUUGACAUAUGUUGGCCAUGGAAUAGCUGCCAGUUUCUGUCACCAUUAAAAAAAAAUUUCUCUCAUCUCGUUUUGUAUCUUGUUUACAGAGUUUUGGCUUUGUACAUCAGCUUUCUUGUGACUGCUGGAAAAAUGCUGAAAUGUUGAACUGAAAAGGAAAAAAAUAAAAUGAUUUUGACUGUA
Messenger RNA from Carassius gibelio (silver crucian carp), 2731 nucleotides. RefSeq names its product unconventional prefoldin RPB5 interactor 1-like. Gene Ontology annotation, molecular function: chromatin binding; phosphatase inhibitor activity; transcription corepressor activity. Gene Ontology annotation, biological process: negative regulation of transcription by RNA polymerase II; negative regulation of phosphatase activity. The transcript has 12 exons. Lineage: Eukaryota; Metazoa; Chordata; Actinopteri; Cypriniformes; Cyprinidae. The record is from RefSeq and is a predicted model, not a curated record. The coding region runs from base 338 to 1858 and encodes 506 amino acids.